Messenger RNA from Amorphotheca resinae ATCC 22711, 1330 nucleotides. RefSeq lists its product as hypothetical. Bases 265 to 1056 code for a protein of 263 amino acids. Lineage: Eukaryota; Fungi; Ascomycota; Leotiomycetes; Helotiales; Amorphothecaceae. The transcript has a single exon. The record is from RefSeq and is a predicted model, not a curated record.
GGACCUGCAUAACACUGCAUCGAUAUCAAAACGGCUUUGCGACAUCACAGCUCCACGGCUUCACAGUAUCGCAACUCUGCUGACGAUACUGUCCAGCGGCAAGAGCACCAUCUCCAGGCUCUAUCGCCUUGAUCGCAUCGUUGCGCAGCUUUGAUCGCCUCCGGCGCAUCCAUUGCGCCCGUCGCAUCGCAUCACACGAACCCAUCCAAACAUCAAAUCAUUGCAACAACACCCACAACCCCAUCCAUCUCCACAACCGCAAACAUGCUGCUCCCCUCCGCAAUAAGCUGCGAUUCCUCCUCCCAAGGCUCCAAACCUCGCUACCAACCUGCGCUCUUCGCCUCGCCGCCCCUUUCACCACCACCCACCUCUUCCUCCUCCUCCCUCUCUACCAUUCCUAACCUCUACUCCACCUGCCGCGCGCUACAAUCGAUGCUCACAGCCCCGAGCCAACUCCCAUCACCACCAACGACACAUGCCACGAUCCCCGCACCCGCACCCGCACCCGCCUCACCAUUCCGGCUGCGCCUACGCACUCGCAGAAACGAACCUCCGGCAACCGCGCCGCCCCGGAAAAAGAUCACGAAGCGCACCGCGCACGCUCCUCCACCGCGGGGUCAGAACAAGCGGCGCCGAGCGACGGACGUCGAGCCCGAAGACGCGGAGGAGGAUCUAGAGCGCGAACAAGAGGCAGAUAUGACGGAUAGCGCCUCAGAAGACAACAACAACGACAGCAGCAGCAGACCACGAACGCCCAAGCGCAUGCGCACCGCGCCAGAAGUCCUCCCGCUGGGACUCGAGCGUGCUGAUUUCGACGCGCUGCGCGGGACGGAGACGACGGAGCGCGAGGAGUGGACGACAGAGGAGGAUCGCGUGCUGGUGGAGCUGGUGCUAGAGAAGCUGAAGCUGACAAAGAGCGACUGGCAGGAUUGUGCGCGCAGCUUGGGGAAGGAUAGGGGGAGCGUGGGGAGACGCUGGAAGAGCCUGAUGUGUGCUGGGGAGGUGGGGCUCAAGACGAGGUCGAGGAGGGGGAGGAUACAUGGCACGUGGAGAUAGGAUAGGAUGGAUGCCUCUUUUCUCCUUUUCUAUCUUUCCUUGGGGCUGGGGUUGGGCUUUGGUGGCUUUGGUUUUUAUUAGGCGUACGAGAGGGAGGUGGUGUGGGCUGGAUUGGUUUGGGUUGCGUUGGCGGUGGUCUGUGUCGGUGGGGGGAUCUUGGAUACCUAUGUUUGGUUAUAUCCCAUUCCAUAUCUAGCGCUGAAGUGCGCUAUGUUGGUCACUACUAAUUAGUCUGCCUACAUCCACGAAGUAUGGUUUUAAAUACAUGUACUCU